This is a messenger RNA of Fonsecaea erecta, 1884 nucleotides long. RefSeq lists its product as hypothetical. Gene Ontology annotation, molecular function: monooxygenase activity; flavin adenine dinucleotide binding. The transcript is spliced from 4 exons. The record is from RefSeq and is a predicted model, not a curated record. Lineage: Eukaryota; Fungi; Ascomycota; Eurotiomycetes; Chaetothyriales; Herpotrichiellaceae. The coding region runs from base 1 to 1884 and encodes 627 amino acids.
AUGACUAACCCAGGCAUCGAGGUCGAUAUCGCUCCGUACGAGCCACGAAGUGUACUCGAAACACUCCCAUGCAGUUUACCCUUGUGCCAUUUUGACACCGAUACUGACUUCGAAGCCAUUGCCACCCCGAUAAUACAUUCAUUGGGAAAUCUCACGCCAGCAAACCUCUCGUCGACGGCGAUCUGGCGCGACGUCUUCGCCCUAACCGGCACUCUGCGAACAAUCUACUCGGCGGACUCUAUCACCAAGGCCUGGACCGAAACGUGUGAAUCCCGGCUAGCCUGCGAUUUUGCACCUAUUAAGGAUUCGGCAAAACCAACACGGCUGGACAAGGACAUCGGAUGGGUGAAUGUCUCCUUCACAUUUCGCAAUCGUGGCAGCCCCGCUUCCACCUGCCGAGGAAUUCUGUCCUUGGUCCUGGAAGAUGACGGGCAUUGGAGGAUCUGGCUCAUCAGGACUAUCCUGGAGCAGUUGGAGGGUUGUGAAGAUGUGGACAUUCUUCCGGUGGUCCAAGAAAUGUCAAACGGUGUGAAUGGGAAUCACUUACAUACAAACGGCGUGAACGGAACCCACACUGGGACGAAUGGGUCGGUCCGCCCUCCCAGUGACUAUGACUGUGUCGUCGUAGGAGCUGGUCAAGCAGGUCUCGGCUCCGCAGGCCGGCUUCAGUCUCUGGGGAUCUCCUAUGUGGUGCUCGACAAAAACGCCCAAAUCGGCGACAACUGGAUGACCCGAUACGAUUCCGCCAGGCUACACACGGCCCGCGAGUACAACCACUUACCAUUUGACCGGACAUUUCCACUACCCUAUCAGGAAUUCCUCACCAAGUACGACCUGGCGAAGGGAUACAAGGACUGGGUCGAGAAGUUCGGAAUCGACAAGCACAUCUGGUUUAACACAACUCUGGAGUCCGGAUCGUGGGAUGAAGGCAGCAAGAGGUGGACAUUGCACAUCCGUCAUGCCGACGGUUCAACCCAGAGCCUUACGUGUCGACAUGUCAUCAUGGCCACUGGUGGAGGAGGGCAGAUUCCCAUCAUGCCACAGUACCCCGGCCGCGAUAUCUUCGAGGGCACAGUCCUCCAUUCCGCCGAGUACAAAUCGGCCGAACCCUGGCGCGGCAAGGCUGGUAUUGUAAUCGGUACGGCAAACACAGCCCACGACGUCGCCGAGGACAUGGUGGAAGCAGGGCUCUCACAGAUCACCAUGGUGCAGCGUUCACGCACCUACGUGCUGCCGUGCGAGUACUUCAAGGUGAUUUCAGACCGGUCGUACAACGCAGAUGUGCCCACCGUCGACGCCGAUCGAGAGCAGUAUUCAAUGCCGUACGCGCUCACGAGGCUCCUGAGUCGCAAAGCACUGCAUGGGAUGGCAGCCAAAGAGCCUGAACGCUUCGACGCCCUGGAGCGGGCUGGAUUUAGAGUGGAGAGAUAUGGCGACAUCAUGUGGCAUAUCUGUGAGAAGAUGGGCGGGCAUUACAUGGAUAUCAAAAUGCAAUCCCACGCGCUGCCCACACACUUCACCCGCACCGGCCUCGCCUUCAGUGACGGCAGCGAAAUCCCCGCGUCGGUGAUCGUCUUCUGCACGGGCUUUGUGGGCAACAUGCGCACAGAUGUGGCCCGCAUCUUCGGCAAGGACGUCGCGGCCCGGGCGGACGACUUCUGGGGGCUGGACGGCGAGGGGGAACUCAAGGGCGUGUUCAAGCGCAACAGCCACCCGCACCUGUACUACAUGGGCGGCACGAUCGGGCACGCGAGGUAUUUCUCCCGCCACGUGGCGAUGCAGAUCAAGGCCGAGUUGAUGGGCACGCCGCUGCCCGUCUAUGAAGGGGAGAGAAGGCCCGAGACGGGGAACUGGCGGGCAGUGUCGGAGGGGGGAGAGUCGUGA